CUCUGUCUUCCUGGCUGCUGUCCUGUCAUCGGCCUGGGUGUGGUUUUGCAGUCUGGUACCGUUAGCAGGAAACCAAGCUCCAGUCAUUUUCUUUUUACUGCGAAACAAAGCGGGGGGAAAAAGCCAUUUUGAAGAGUAAAAACGGUUACAGAUAGCCCUCCGUGCUUCAGCGAACUGCAGCUUUCGCUUCCUCGAGACAGGAAGUCGUUUGUUUGGCGCCGUUGUUCUGAUGGGAAAAAGUUUUUUUUGUUGCUCUUGUUUAGCAGUCGUUUGAUUUAAUAACGGUUAUAACAGCAUUGUUCAUUAAAAAAAACAACCAAACACGAACGUAAGCGCGACGUAAAAGAAAGCAAAGAUGCCGAAAACGAUUAGCGUAAGAGUCACCACAAUGGAUGCUGAACUGGAGUUUGCCAUUCAGCCCAAUACUACAGGGAAGCAGCUCUUUGAUCAGGUCGUGAAGACCAUCGGGCUGCGGGAGGUUUGGUACUUUGGACUCCAAUACCAGGACACAAAGGGGUUUUCUACAUGGCUCAAGCUCAAUAAGAAGGUGACAGCCCAGGAUGUGAGGAAGGAAAGUCCGCUGCUGUUUAAGUUCCGUGCCAAAUUCUUCCCUGAGGAUGUGUCUGAGGAGUUAAUCCAGGAUGCCACACAGCGGCUGUUCUUCCUGCAGGUGAAGGAGGGAAUCUUAAAUGAUGACAUUUACUGCCCUCCAGAGACAGCAGUCCUCCUGGCCUCCUAUGCAGUCCAGGCCAAGUACGCUGACUACAAUAAGGAAGUCCACGUACCAGGCUAUCUGUCCAAUGAACAACUGCUCCCUCAAAGAGUCUUGGACCAGCACAAACUCAACAAGGAUCAGUGGGAGGAGAGGAUUCAAGUGUGGCACGAGGAGCACAAGGGCAUGAUGAGAGAGGAAUCCAUGAUGGAGUAUCUGAAGAUUGCUCAAGACCUCGAGAUGUAUGGAGUCAACUACUUCAACAUUAAGAAUAAAAAAGGCACAGAGCUGUGGUUGGGAGUAGAUGCACUGGGUCUUAACAUUUAUGAACAGAAUGACAAAAUGACGCCUAAAAUUGGAUUUCCUUGGAGUGAAAUAAGGAACAUUUCCUUCAAUGACAAGAAGUUUGUUAUUAAACCAAUUGACAAGAAAGCCCCAGACUUUGUAUUUUAUGCUCCAAGACUGCGCAUCAACAAGCGAAUUCUGGCUCUGUGCAUGGGCAACCAUGAGCUGUACAUGCGUCGCCGCAAACCUGACACCAUUGAAGUGCAGCAGAUGAAGGCUCAGGCUCGGGAGGAGAAGAAUCACAAGAAGAUGGAGAGAGCCCUGCUGGAGAAUGAGAAGAGGAAAAGAGAAGUUGCAGAAAAAGAAAAGGAAAAGAUUGAGAAGGAAAAGGAGGAGUUAAUGGAGAGAUUAAAGCAGAUUGAGGAACAGACCAGAAGAGCCCAACAAGAGUUGGAGGAGCAAACACAAAAGGCUCUGGAGUUGGAGCAAGAGAGGAAGAGAGCGCAUGAGGAGGCCGAACGCCUGGAGGCUGACCUGAAGAGUGCUGAGGAUGCCAAGAUGGCACUGCUGCAGCAGUCAGAGAACCAGAUGAAGAACCAAGAGCACCUGGCCACAGAGCUGGCUGAUCUGACUUCAAAGAUUUCCCUCCUGGAGGACGCCAAAAAGAAGAAGGAAGAGGAGGCGAUACAGUGGCAGAACAAGGCUGUUUUGGUGCAGGAGGACCUGGAGAAGACCAAAGACGAGCUUAAGAAUAAAGUGAUGGCGUCUCACGUUCAGGAGCCCCUCAACGCUGAGAAUGAGCACGAUGAGAAUGAUGAGAGCAGUGCCGAAGCCAGCGCUGAGUUCUCGUCUGCCGUCACAUACAAGGACCGCAGUGAAGAGGAGCGCAUGACCGAGGCGGAGAAGAACGAACGUCUGCAGAAACAUUUACUCGCUUUAAGCUCAGAGCUGGCAAACGCUCGGGAUGAGGACAAGAAGACAGUGAAUGACAUCAUCCACGCAGAGAACAUGCGAGCUGGGCGAGACAAGUACAAGACCCUCAGACAGAUCCGGUCAGGAAACACCAAACAGCGCAUCGAUGAGUUUGAAUGCAUGUGAUGUUUGCACUGGCCGAUGCAAAAGCCCACACAGCUGCUGGGCCUUUCUGCCUGGACUGCAGUCCUGCCUCACCCAAGCUGUUUUCUCUGUGUGCAAAUAAAUCAGAUCCAUGACAUGACGCGGCGACACAGGCAUAGCACAAUGUACCAAUCAUGGAUCUGGAAAAUUCCUUUUGUUAUUGUUUCUAACGUUUCAUUUAGGCAAGUCACUGGUUGAAAAGGGACAUACUGUAUUUUAUAGUUAAUUCCUCACAAAGGGGGCUAUGUAGCAUUUUCUUAAUAUGCUUACGGCUGUUACAUUUUUCUAUCACAAUUUCAGAUUAAAGACUUUAGAGACAAAUCCAAAUUUCAGUUUGAUGUUUCUGCUGUAUAGAUGCAAGCUGACUUUUUCACACAGUAAUAUUCCCCCAUGAUGCUGCUGCUGCCCUUAGUUUUAUAUGCAUAACAAAUUCACUGUUUCUACAUUAGCCAGCACAUUAUGAUAUGACUGAUAUGUCUGGUUGGAGCAUUCAUAAAGCAGUAUUAUAUUCUUUAAAUUUAUUUUGACUGUAUUCACAACCUGCCAGCGGUUAACAGUAUUACAAUAUUUACACUCCAGUCACAGUGUGAUAUUUAAGUAUUUGUUAGUUUGUUUUUUGUCUUUUUUGUCUGUUUCUUAUGUUUCUGAACAACUUCAAAUCAGUUCUGCUUUCAGUGUUAAUUUUACUGUUGAGGCUCAAAAAACUGAAUUCCUUAUUAUAUUAAAAUCUGCAUAGAAAGAAAAUUGAAAACGUUUUUUAGAGCGGGAAGAAAAAAAUAGAAACCAAAGCUUUUACACCUUGUGUAUUUGCCAUGUACAAUUUUUUGAAACUGUAUUUUGUAUUGAGCUUUGUACUAUCCACAGUUUACGUCCCUAAAAUGCUUCAUUAUAACCGAAGGUUGCAUUUCUGUUAUAAUGUACGUAAUACAAAUCUGACAUCUGUAAAGCAUUUGAUAUGUAAGCCUGAACAGAGGUUUACAUUUUACCUGCAAAAACACUUUCUGUCUACAGAUAUGAUCCAACUAGACUGUUUUUAUUGACAUCACCAGCUCUGCAUAGGGAAUUACAAUGUAACUGUCACAUGUCAACUUGGCUUCUCUGAGUUAACAUAACUGCUCGCUCCUGUGGUUUUUGUUUACCCAACAAAAUCUUCCCAGAAUUGAAAACAGAAAUGUUACAUAAUGGAGGAGUCCAAUUAUAUUUUGCAUUAUCUCCGGUAAAAAAAAAACACACCAAGCAAACCAUAAAUUCUCGGGUUGAAACAUGUUUUUCAUCAGCAUUGGUGCACAUGGCUUUUAAUUGGCAUCACGGUAAUAUUUUCUGUCUGCUCUAGUAUUGUCAGUGAUGGUCCAUUAGCAAGGAGGUCUUUUAGUGAUCCUUAGUUUUAAAACUUGUAACAGUGCUCAGUAUUAUAUAAUUCAUUCAUUGGAACAUUGAUUGAGAUUGAGACCAAGAUGCAAUAUAGAAAUCACCAUAACAUUAUCAGUGACAAUUAAAACGUUUCUUGGUUUGUUUUUUCUCGUCCGUAACGUCGGAAUUCACACACAGGUUACACAGGGUUAAAAAUAAAUACAAAUACCACAUGACAGCCCAACCACAAUGGAAAUGGUGUUAAUUAAUCACCUGUUUUAAGUGAGUGAAAACAUUUACAAUGUGACAUCAUCGUAUUUACAAGGCUAAUAUUUGUUUCCUGACAUCAUGUGAGGUUGAAUGUUGCACCGUGUUUUUCUUUUCCUUCACAAAAUCUUCCUAAAAAUAAAAUCAAAAAAAAAAAAUCAUGAAUGGCUGGAGCGAUGGAGAAGCAGAGACGCCUCACACCACAUACUGUCCUAGAAGGGCAGCCAUUUCCAAUGUUCAUUUUGAUAUACUGUAUGUAUUUAGUAACAUUUGUGUAUUUUGUAAUUGGGAUUUUUUUUUUGGGAGAUGAUAAAAUUAUACAAGGUGCAAAAAUGACACUGAUGAGGAUAUUUUUGUAUCAAAAGUCUAGACGUAAAGUGCAUUUUGAAAUAGAGUAUUUUGUUGUUAGAUGAAGGAAUAGUUCACUGCUGUAGUUGUAAGCUAGUGUAACACCCAAAAGCCUGUGACAGAAAGAAUGAAGGCCCAGAUGUUUAUGGUGUGUUUGUAUGAAGAGGAACCAAAACAUUCUACAAUUACAUGUGCCAUUAACGUUGGUAUUCAGCCAUGUAAACAGUUUUACUUGUUUACGUUAGUGUUUAGAAGUGAAAGAUUUAUUUGGAGGUUUAAAAUUAUGUAUUUGAAUGAUCCAUAUCUCUUUUUGCUUUAUUUUGAUCUUUUAAUUGAAGUAACAUUUGUCAUUUGUACCAAGAUGCAGUGUUUUAGUCCAUUGUGACGUGUUAGUUCUUGUUUCUGCAGCAAAAACAGAAAAACUGCAGCACUGAAUGAUCUACGUGAAACACCAGGUGUUGACAGCCCACCUGUAAGGAUCCAGUGUCAUUUCAAGUGAAGUCAGUUUGUGAAAAAGAAAUGUAUUAAAAGGCUGUUACUCAAUAACUGGUCUGUAAACAAAAGGACUGACACAUGAUCAAUACUGUAAAAUGAUAAACAGUGCCUUGCCCUGGUUAUUCUUCAGAUCUUGCUGCUUAAACUCUUUCUCUCAUUAAUAAAUAAAAGUCAAAUUAAACUGCA
Messenger RNA from Solea senegalensis (Senegalese sole), 4759 nucleotides. Its product is annotated as moesin-like. Gene Ontology annotation, cellular component: cytoskeleton; apical part of cell; adherens junction. The coding region runs from base 356 to 2095 and encodes 579 amino acids. Gene Ontology annotation, biological process: positive regulation of early endosome to late endosome transport; regulation of organelle assembly; regulation of cell shape. Lineage: Eukaryota; Metazoa; Chordata; Actinopteri; Pleuronectiformes; Soleidae. The record is from RefSeq and is a predicted model, not a curated record. Gene Ontology annotation, molecular function: cell adhesion molecule binding; actin binding. The transcript has 13 exons.